Molecule: messenger RNA, 459 nt
Organism: Pseudogymnoascus destructans
Lineage: Eukaryota; Fungi; Ascomycota; Leotiomycetes; Thelebolales; Thelebolaceae
Exons: 1
Coding region: 1-459 (152 amino acids)
Source: RefSeq, a predicted model, not a curated record
AUGGCGGGGGAUGAGGCGGAGUUGUUUGUUAAUGGGAAAUCGCAGGGUAGGCAGAAGGGGGAGGCGUAUACGUACCGGUUCCGGUGGAAUGAUGUAGUCUAUGAGCCUGGGGAGGUGUACGUGGUGACCUACAAGAACGGGAAGGAGUGGGCUCGGGACGCGGUGCGGACGGCGGCGGCGGCGGCGCAGUUGAAGAUGACUGCUGACCGAACGGCUAUUAAAAACGACGGCCUUGAUCUGUCGUUUAUCACUGUUGAGGUCGUUGAUCGUAAGGGCGACUUCGUGGCGCAGGCGGAUACGAGUAUUACGUUCUCCAUCAGCGGUCCUGGUGAAAUAGUCGCUACUGAUAAUGGGGAUCCUGCUGAGAUGGUUUCUUUCGCGUCGAAGGAGCGGAAGGCAUAUAGUGGCUCUCGCUGGCUAUUGUGCGCUUUAAGGGGGGGUAGAAGGCUUUGGGACUAG